UGGCUAUCAAGAAACCCAUUGCACCAAUGGGAGGCCUUCCCUUCAAAGCAAGCAGGGGACCCAAGAAGAACAAUCUACACUCCACACACUCAAUUUACUUUAAUGCCCUUCUCCCAUGCAGCAUUGAUUCCAUCAUCAAAUAAAUCUCUUUAACAUCGCAACUACCUCUUCAUCUUCCAUUGUUGAUUGGUAGUCUGUCUCUCAAAAACCUUCGAAACCCCCAAAAAAAUGGGUACUGGUAAGCUUAUCAUGAUCUCAUUCAUGGUAAUCUCACUCCUCUUCUCCUUCCUUUGCAUUUUAUUUUUCCCAGCAAUACUUACCAAACCCAUCUCCAGAUUCAACCCAAUCAUCGAGUCCAAUGCAGUUUUUCUCCCCAAUGUUGAUCAAAACCCAUAUCCAGUCACAUUUGCAUACCUGAUUUCAGCAUCUAAAGGUGAUGUGGGGAAGCUGAAAAGGCUGCUUCUUGCUCUGUACCAUCCUGGGAAUUACUAUCUGAUACACUUGGACCAGGAGGCGCCCGCGGCGGAGCAGAGGGAGUUGGCUGCGUUUGUGGCGGAGGAAGAUGUAUUUGGGCUUGUGGGUAAUGUUUGGAUUGUUGGGAAACCCAAUUUGGUUACCUAUAGAGGCCCAACUAUGCUUGCUACUACCCUCCAUGGAAUGGCUAUCCUGUUGAGAAGCUUCAAGUAUUGGGAUUGGUUUAUCAAUCUCAGUGCCUCUGAUUAUCCUCUUAUGACCCAAGAUGAUCUGAUUGAUGGAUUUUCUGGGUUGCCAAGAGGUCUCAAUUUCAUACAACAUUCUAGUCACUUGGGUUGGAAACUGAAUAACAGAGGGAAACCAAUAAUGAUAGAUCCAGCACUGUACAGUCUUAACAAAUCAGAGAUCUGGUGGGUUAUCAAAAGGAGGAGUCUCCCCACUGCUUUCAAGCUCUAUACAGGUUCAGCUUGGACAAUACUGUCAAGAUCUUUCGUCGAGUACUGCAUACUCAGUUAUGAGAACUUGCCAAGAAGUCUCCUUCUCUACUACACCAACUUUGUCUCCUCACCAGAAGGCUACUUCCAGACAGUCGUUUGCAACUCCGAGGACUACAAGAACACGACAGUCAACCACGACCUUCACUACUUAUCUUGGGAUAACCCUCCGAGACAGCAUCCAAGAUAUCUAGGUCCCAAAGAUUACCGAAGAAUGAUUCUAAGCAGCCGUCCAUUUGCCAGGAAAUUCAAGGAGAAAAACUCGGUUCUUGACUGGAUUGAUAAGCAGCUCCUUAAGAGACACUAUGGAGGGUUCAAUUAUGGAGGCUGGUGUAGUGAUUCUGAGAGUAGUAUUGGGAAGAGCCAGAGAAGAGCAUGCUCUGGCUUGAAAAGCGAGAAUUACGGUGUUUUGAGGCCUGGACCCGGGUCGAGAAGAUUGAAAAGUCUGCUGAAGAACACACUUUCUGCCAAGUUCAACAAACAACAGUGCAGAUGAACAAUUCUUUGUUUUCUUAUAUUCUUUUAAACAUGAAUGAUGAGAAGCUACACAUUGUACUAUUUGGUUUUAAGAAAUAAUUGAAAAUAUAACACUUUUUAAUUAUUUAAUAAAAUAAUACUUGAAGUUAUCCGUAUGACGUCAAUGAUACUUG
Messenger RNA from Tripterygium wilfordii, 1618 nucleotides. RefSeq names its product beta-glucuronosyltransferase GlcAT14A-like. The coding region runs from base 229 to 1464 and encodes 411 amino acids. The transcript is spliced from 4 exons. The record is from RefSeq and is a predicted model, not a curated record. Gene Ontology annotation, molecular function: glucuronosyltransferase activity. Gene Ontology annotation, cellular component: membrane. Lineage: Eukaryota; Viridiplantae; Streptophyta; Magnoliopsida; Celastrales; Celastraceae.